Molecule: messenger RNA, 2449 nt
Organism: Scleropages formosus (Asian bonytongue)
Lineage: Eukaryota; Metazoa; Chordata; Actinopteri; Osteoglossiformes; Osteoglossidae
Product: protein-cysteine N-palmitoyltransferase HHAT-like protein
Exons: 12
Coding region: 213-1739 (508 amino acids)
Biological process (GO): negative regulation of N-terminal protein palmitoylation
Cellular component (GO): endoplasmic reticulum
Molecular function (GO): acyltransferase activity
Source: RefSeq, a predicted model, not a curated record
CCACCCAUGAGCUAAACACACUGAGUCAGCGCAAGUCGCCCUUUUCUUUCCUCUCCUUUUCUUUUCUUUUCCUUCUUUUAUCUCUUAUUUAUUUUUUACAAGUGGGGAAAGGGAGGGGGGGGUGCAUAUCUGAAACUGCUCUCCUGCAGGUCCGCCUGACAUCUGCACUGCGGAUUCAAGGUUCUUCUCGUGCGUGCUGCUGAAAAUUCGCCAUGGGGAUCAAAGCUGCGCUCCCCAAGUACGAGCUGUACUUGUACACCCUGGUGUUGUCCGUGGCCGUGCUGUGGGCGGCCAGCUGGAUCGUGGAGGCAUCGACUGAAAAUGUCAACAGAAAGUCCUUCAGGGAGAACAUGAAGCCGGGAUGGCACUACUUUGGCAGGAAAAUGGACACAGCUGAUUUCGAGUGGGUCAUGUGGUUCACGAAGUUCCGCAACUACAUUCUCUUUGCUUUGUCUGGUCACGUGAUCUUUGCCAAGAUCUGCUCCAUGCUCUCCCCUAAGCACAGGUCCCUAAUUUACAUGAUCUACGGAUUAAGCGCAGUGUUUGUCAGCAUGGGCUGGACCUACAUAACCCUGGUGUUGUCCCACUGCGUGGUGCUCUACACGGUCUCGCUGGUCAAGCGUAAGUGGCUCUGCUUUGUGGCUGGUCUCACCAGCCUGGCCACCUUCAAGAUGGAGCCCAUGGUCUCCUGGCAGUCAGGGUUUGUAACUGGAACCUUUGAUCUCUACGAUGUCCUGUUCUACGGAGGUUGUGGGUUCAGCAUCAUGCGCUGUAUGAGCUUCGCCCUGGAGAACUGCGAGAGGAAAGAUGGGAACUACAGCUUCCUGGACCUGCUCAAAUACAACUUCUACCUCCCCUUCUUCUACUUUGGACCUAUUAUGACUUUUGAUAGAUUCCAUGUUCAGGCAAACAAUCCUGACUUGACCCGUAAGCAGUGGGAGAUGUGGAACAUCACCGUCCACGCUUUGGUACACCUGGGAGCCAUUGUGCUGGUGGACGUCUUCUUCCACUUCCUGUACAUCUUGACCAUACCCUCUGACAUGAAGCUGGUGAGACAGUUGUCAGACUGGUCCCUAGCUGGUUUGGCUUACUUUAACCUGGUGUAUGACUGGGUGAAGUCUGCCGUGAUGUUUGGCGUCAUCAACACCGUUUCUAGACUCGAUCAUCUCGACCCUCCCCAGCCUCCCAAGUGUAUCACGAUGCUAUAUGUUUUUGCUGAAACACACUUUGACAGAGGGAUAAACGACUGGCUCUGCAAGUACGUUUAUGACUAUCUGGGAAAGAACCACGAUGGGAUCUUCAGAGAGCUGCUGGCAACCAUCUGUACCUUCUCCAUCACGACCAUGUGGCUGGGGCCCUGUGAGAUAGUCUACAUCUGGGCCUUCUUCAACUGCUUUGGGCUGAACUUUGAGCUGUGGGUGGCCAAGUUCUUCUCGUUGAGACCCUUUUCCACCAUAGAGGGUGUCAUGUCUGAAUCCAUGUCUCGCCGGAUAAGGGGUGUCUUUAAUGCAGCAAACUUCUGGGCCAUCAUUCUUUACAACGUCCUCGCCCUGAACAGCCUGGAAUUUGCCAGGUUGGUGGCUACAAGGCUCACUGUCAGAGGCUUCCCGUUGUCCACCCUUUCCGUACUGUUUGUCACAUACUGCGGGAUCCAGCUCAUUAAAGAGCGCGAGAGGAAGUUGGCCCUGAAGGAGGAGGCGGCUGCGGCCGAUGAGGCCGGAAAAGAGAAAGUGGAGUAGAAGUAACAGGGGGCCCAAGUCCUGCCCAGGCCCUUCCAUGUGUGAACUUUCCUGGAAGACCAUGCCUCCAUCUCCAUGACUUCUCCACCCAUGUCUGUCUUCGCAGGAGACCUAUCUUACAACACCCAACCAUACUCAAGUGCACUUGCUGUACGUAAAAGCCACGGGUCCCUUCAACACACCAACAUACCACUGGUGCAUUUCACCGAUUACUGUAUUUUAUUUAAUUUUUUAAAAAUGGAUAUACAAAGGAAAGAUUGUGGUUGGCUUAUAUAACUACCAAAUAUAUUAUGUAUAACAUAAUAAAGAGACUAAUAUAUUAAAGACUUAAAAAGUCUGUGUGAAAAUAUGUAUUAUUUGCUUUUAAAAUUGUACAGAAAUCCACUAAUGAUGAGCUUUUUAGUCAGUCCUCCAUGUAAUCAUAGGCUCAAAUGUGUUUUUUAUGUCUGCCUAAAAAAAAUUACUGAAAAUAAAAAUUGACACAGCUGGCAAAAUUCGAAAUAUGUUCUUAUAUAUUUUUUAACGGUUCGGUAACUAGCAGCUGUUUUCCCACGACUUCGGAGACUGUUGACAAUAGCCUGGUGGUACUGAGUGCUUAAAGGGUUUCUUACUCAACUGGUACCAGUGAGGUGUUACUCAUCUCUUAUUACUGUUUGGUGCAGUUCAGCCUUCAGAAUAAAGACAUCCAUCUGAAAAAAAGGUGUGUAAGU